AUGGCGGAACCACCGUCGUCGCCCCCCAACGAGGCUUCCAGCCCCGAAGAUCAACUGCGCUGGUACAAGUCACAGUACGCAUCACUAGAGGAGGAACUGGCCGAGUUCCGGGAGUCUAGCAAGGAGCUGGAGCAAGAGCUGGAGAAGGACAUCGACCAGGCCGAAAAGAGGGAGCGCAAACUCCAGGAAAAGGCCGAGAGCCUCAAGUUCGAGGCUGAGGAAUGGAAGUCAAAAUACAACCAAGCAAAGAAGGAUGCGAACGCGGCCCAGAAUACCCUCGAGAAGGAGAUCACAACCCUGCGUGACACCAACAGGACUCUCCAGCUAAAGUUGCGCGAUAUCGAGGUCGCCAACGAUGACUUUGAGCGGCAGGCUCGGAACACAAGCUCGUCCCUCGAGGACCUCGAAUCCAAGUACAACAGCUCCAUCGAACGCAACGUCAUGUUGGAGGAAGAAAUCAAGAUCGGCGAGCAGGAGCGUGAGACUUUGCGCAUCGAGGCCCAACGCCUGCGGGAGGAGCUCUCCGACCUCAAGAUCGAAGCCGAGCUGCUCCAGGACAAGAUCAAGAAGCAGGAGGCACGCCAUCUGUCGGCCAUUUCCACCGACCUCUCCAUUCUCUCGUCCCCGACUUUCGAUAAGACCAUGGAAGCUUCUCCAGGCUCGACAGCCAGCUCGCCCAUGGUGUCAACCCCGCCUGAUGGGGAAGCACUCCCCGCCGCCAAAAAGUCACAAAUCAGCGAGCCUCCAUCCCCUCCCAUGUCCGACGUCUCGGCAUCCGUGCCCAAGAGAAUCGUCUCGAGAACACCCCUCAAGACCCCGGCCCGGACGCCGGCAUCGGCGACACGCAAGUCCCGUCUGCCCUCGACCGAGCACAGCAUUACACCAAAGCCUCGGUCGUUCACGACAUCCAUCACCAGCAGCCGGCCGGCAGGAGGUCGUCCCUCGACGGGUCCGCCAACAAGACCGCCUGUCCCUCGCACCACCCCUCGUUCCGUCUCCACCCGCAUGCCCGCCAACAAUUCUCUCAACCACAUCCGGUCCCUCACGGCCCAGAUGCAGCGUUUGGAGGCGCGUGUCCAAAACGUUCGAUCAAAGCUCCCUGCUCCCGUCACGACACCGCCCCGAGCUUCACCCCGUUCCUCGGUCCUUGGAGUCCACAGCGUGCCCUCGACGGUUACUAUCCGUUCUCGCAAACGUCCGACGGGCUCCACCGCAUCGCGCGACGACACGACGCCGUCCAACCCCAACUUCUCUGCCAGCACAAGAUCCAGGCAUGUGUCUCGUCUGAGCACGUCAGGCGUCAGCCGUCUGUCUUUUGGCCCGCUACCCAACCGGAAUCCCGGGGCUAGUGUCGGCCACGAACAGGAGUCUGCAAUCUCUCGGCCGAGCUCGCGGGCUAGUAUCUCGUCGUAUGCCAGGCCUCCGAGUCGCACGGAGAUGGCGCCUCCCCGACCCAUCAGCCGGGCUAGCAUGUCUGGGUCCCGCACACCACUGGGUCGUCCCCGCAGCUCCCUCGGCGGCGCCCUCCACGCGCGCUCUGCUAGCAUCAGCAGCCGCAUCGACAUCGAAGAAGGCGACGAAAGCGGCGAGUACAGAACGCCGAGCAGGAGGGGGACUUUUUCCCGCCUCGAGGCGGAAACCGCCGUAAGCGGUAUCCCUGUGCCGACCAGCAGCAUUCCAAUGCCUAGCUCACGACGUCAGAGCGGAAGUAGUGUUUCCGGGAGGCGAAGUUCAAUGGCCCUGAGGAGUUCCGUCAUGGGCGUUCGGGACCUCGUCGAAGAGGAGACGUACUAA
This is a messenger RNA of Colletotrichum higginsianum IMI 349063, 1794 nucleotides long. Its product is annotated as Nuclear distribution protein. Gene Ontology annotation, biological process: cell migration; mitotic centrosome separation; chromosome segregation. NCBI's taxonomy places the organism in Eukaryota, Fungi, Ascomycota, Sordariomycetes, Glomerellales, Glomerellaceae. Gene Ontology annotation, cellular component: centrosome; kinesin complex; kinetochore. The record is from RefSeq and is a predicted model, not a curated record. Gene Ontology annotation, molecular function: microtubule binding. The transcript is spliced from 2 exons. Bases 1 to 1794 code for a protein of 597 amino acids.